AUGCCUAUUCAGGAUUUCUUGCAGCAGGUUGAUCGUCGGCGCUUCGGCACCGGCAUGGCCUUGCUGGUCCUGCUUGCCUUCUAUUCGCCCCUUUCAAAGCUGGUGUUGUCUCCAACCUAUGGAUAUCUCCCCUCGAAGAUCUUCCAUAGCUUUGGAGUGGCCAUUUCUGGUGGACUCGGGUGGUUGCUUAAGGACAAGAUCCUGAGACGCCUGGGUCGCCUUGGUGGCUACUUGCUCCCCGUGCUGGCAUUCUGGGUUCCUACUAUCCAGUACCUGAUCAAGCAGCAGAGCUCUAAGAUCGGCAACCCAACUGGUCCAGUGAUCACGGAGCUGUGCGGAUAUUACCCCCUGGUCUUUUUGACAGUAGCCUAUGCCGGAAAGCAGAUUCAGACCUCCCUGAGGCUUGAGGCACAAGGUGACCUGGUAGCCGAGCAUGUGCCCUUGAUUGGCACAUACGUUCUCUACUCCAUUGGUGACCAUUUCGCUACGAUGCUUCUCUCGUGGAUAGUGGGAACUACAUUCAUGUUUACCAGAGUUGGCAUGCAGAUUCUUCUUGCCAUCUGCUACUCUGCUUUGAUUCCGUCUAAAUGGCUGGCCUUGGCAAUUCCUUCUAUCAUUUUCUCGGUGACCUCCAAUGUUCACUUUGCUGGAAUCAAUGGUGUCAACUCUGCUAUCCAACACGAAGGAUACACCCUCCUGGCCCGACAGGAAGCUUACACCGGAUACAUCUCCGUUCUCGAGAACGACAAUGACGGGUUCCGCGUCAUGCGCUGCGAUCACAGCCUGCUUGGCGGCCAGUGGACCAAGCAAGUCCCCGGCUACCACCCCGAGGUUGAAGACCCCAUCUAUGCAAUCUUCGCCAUGCUGGAAGCCGUUCGCUUGGUUGAACCUGAUCAUGGCGUCCCCCGUGUCGACGCAGACAGCAACGCUCUCGUCAUUGGCCUUGGAAUCGGUACUACCCCUGCUGCACUGAUCAAGCACGGCAUUGAGACCACCAUUGUCGAGAUAGACCCUGUUGUGCACAAAUUCGCCACUCAGUAUUUCAACCUUCCAUCGAACCACAUUCCCGUGAUUCAAGAUGCAGUCAAGUUCGUCAAAAAUGCCGAGUCUUCCUCCAAAUCGCCGCAAUACGACUACAUUGUCCAUGACGUGUUCACCGGUGGCGCUGAGCCCGCUGAACUGUUUACCUAUGAGUUCCUCACGGGCCUGCACUCUCUCCUCAAAGAUGACGGUGUUAUUGCUAUCAACUAUGCCGGCGAUCUGACUCUAUACCCAACUGGCCUCGUUGUCCGCACAGUCCAAGCCGUCUUCCCGUCCUGCCGUAUCUUCCGCGAGGCUCCUGCCGGCAAUGAAGAAGAUUCCAAGUUCACCAACAUGGUUCUGUUCUGCAAGAAGACCAAGACACCACUCCAGUUCCGCGAUCCGGUCCCGGCAGACUACCUGCGCAGCAGGUCUCGUCAAAGCUACCUUGUUCCUGAGCAUGAACUGGACCCUGCUAUGUUCAAGUCCUUCCCUAAGGGUGGCAGGCCGCUGCUUUGGGCCAAGGAAGCUGGCAGACUACACAAGUACCAAGACCGCAGUGCUCUGGCCCACUGGUCUAUCAUGAGAAACGUUCUGCCCGAUGCUGUCUGGGAAAACUGGUGA
Molecule: messenger RNA, 1644 nt
Organism: Penicillium salamii
Lineage: Eukaryota; Fungi; Ascomycota; Eurotiomycetes; Eurotiales; Aspergillaceae
Source: the annotation of a GenBank genome assembly